This is a messenger RNA of Saprolegnia parasitica CBS 223.65, 987 nucleotides long. Its product is annotated as TKL/DRK protein kinase. Gene Ontology annotation, molecular function: ATP binding; protein kinase activity. The record is from RefSeq and is a predicted model, not a curated record. Gene Ontology annotation, biological process: protein phosphorylation. Bases 1 to 987 code for a protein of 328 amino acids. The transcript has 4 exons. NCBI's taxonomy places the organism in Eukaryota, Oomycota, Saprolegniomycetes, Saprolegniales, Saprolegniaceae.
AUGGGCAAUUGCCAAACCAUCGACCCGCCGCCACCUUCGCCGGUGCAGCCACCCGCGUCGACGUCGCCUGCGCCACGUGCGCCUGGUACGACCUUUAUCGAGCAGCAUCUCUCCUCCGACUUGACGCUGAGCACGAUUGCGAUUCCGUUCAAGGCGCUUCGACUCGGCGAGCGCUUGACGACCCAUAGCCCACCGUGGGAGUGCGUCCGCCCGGGCACGUACACGGGCACGCCCGUCCUCGUCAAGCAGCUCUUCCGCACGCGCAUUACAGAGGAAGCUGUCGAGCGUUUUGCCCGCGUCACGCGGCUCGUCAUCGACAUGCACCAUCCCAACAUCGUCCAGUGCAUUGGCGCGAGCUGGGACUCGGAGUCCUCCAUCUGCAUGGUCACCGAGCAGUUGGCACGCGGCGACCUCGCGACGCUGUUGCAGUCGCCCGACGUCUCGCUUUCACCCGAAGCGAGUGUGCGCAUGAUGCUCGACGUUGCGCGGGGCAUGACGUACCUCCACGCGCACACGCCGCAGGUGCUGCACCGCGAUCUCAAAUGCGCCAACAUCCACGUCACGACAGAUUUCAAAGCCAAAAUUGCCAAUUUUGAGUUUAGUCGUGAAAAGACCAACGGCGAAAUGACGCUCCUCGGGUCGCCGAUCUGGACCGCGCCCGAGAUCUUACGGGGCCAGAAAGAGUACGACGAAAAGGUCGACGUGUACAGCUUUGCCAUUGUCAUGGUCGAGAUCAUGACGCGUCAGAUGCCGUAUGCCGAGCUCGCGGCCGAAAAGAUGAAAAAGAAGCUUCUCGUCACCAAGAUUGCGUUCGAAGGGCUUCGCCCGUCGCUCGCGGCGCUCGAAGCCACGUGGCCGCCGGCGCUCCUCCGCCUCGCCGAAACUUGCUGGGCCGAAGACGCAGCGGCGCGGCCGUCGUUCCCGUCCACGAUCACCACCCUCCAAGAGGUGCUUGCAACGCUCGAGAAUAGCCCGUCGGCAGCGUAA